AUGGAUAGUGACGUUCCAGCCAUGGGGUUCUUGUAUGGUUAUCUAGUAGAAGCUAAGAAUGAGAUCGCUAGGAGGUUUAACAAUGACAGGAGCAAGUUUGAGGAUGUUUUUCACAUAAUUGACAAAAGGUGGGACAUGACUCAAGACAAGAUUAUUGAAGAGCUUCGACUGUUUCAGGAUGCUGAAGGAUCCUUUGGCAAAGAAAUUGCUAAAAGGCAGUGGAAAAACAUCAAUUUUGAUCCAGCUAAAUGGUGGCUGAAUCAUGGAACUAGUGCACCAAACCUCGGAAAGUUAGCUGCUAGAGUUCUAAGUUUGACAUGCAGUUCAUCAGCUUGUGAAAGAUGUUGGAGUUCGUAUGAACAAGUCCACACAAAGAAACGCAACAGGAUCCUUCAUGACAGAAUGAGGGAUCUUGUUUUUGUCAAGUUCAACUCAAAACUAAGGCAAAAGAAGGAAAACAAGGAUAGAGAUCCCAUUGUGAAAUCUUUCCAUGAUGCUUUAGAAGAUGAAGAUAACGAGUGGAUCACUGGCACUGAGCCAACAGAAGGAAAAAUAGAGCAGGAAGAAGAAACUAGAGCAUUAUCACACGGAGUUGCAGCUGCACCUCAAGGAGUAGAAAGAACUAAGAGAACUGUAAAGAGCAAGAAGAGAAAGCGGCUGAUCCCUACAUUUGAGCAUGAGGAGUCAUCUCCAUCUUCUGAUGGAGAAGAUGAUUAUGAUACUUAUAUGCUAUCUGGUUCUGGUUCUGAGGAUGUAGCUGCUGAACAAUACAGUCAGAUCAUUGCUCUAGAUGCCUUGGCUGCCAAUGUGGAAUUGUGGAUGCUUAUGUGCUAG
Striga hermonthica is the source of this 834-nucleotide messenger RNA. The record is from the annotation of a GenBank genome assembly. Lineage: Eukaryota; Viridiplantae; Streptophyta; Magnoliopsida; Lamiales; Orobanchaceae.